Messenger RNA from Prunus dulcis (almond), 874 nucleotides. Its product is annotated as spindle and kinetochore-associated protein 2. Bases 129 to 584 code for a protein of 151 amino acids. The transcript has 4 exons. The record is from RefSeq and is a predicted model, not a curated record. Gene Ontology annotation, cellular component: outer kinetochore; spindle microtubule. NCBI's taxonomy places the organism in Eukaryota, Viridiplantae, Streptophyta, Magnoliopsida, Rosales, Rosaceae. Gene Ontology annotation, molecular function: microtubule binding. Gene Ontology annotation, biological process: chromosome segregation; mitotic cell cycle; cell division.
AAAUUAAAAUUCAAAACCGCGAAGCAAACUCAGUUGGAGAGCUUCAGGGGCGGGUAAAUUGUCGAGUUCCGUGAACAGACUGAACAGAGAGCAAAAACCCUAGGAGAGAGAAGGUCAUUUCUGAAGAAAUGGGACACGUAAGCGAGCACCAUGAAGCAACGGAUGGCUUGGUGAAACUGUUGACGAAGGCGAACCACGAUCUCACAGUGGUUCAGCACAGGCUCGAGAGGGAGUUCCAGCAAAUCUACCCCGAAAAUGCAAACCCGAUGAAGCUGGUUUCAAGGAUAAAGAAGAUUCAAGAAGAAUUGUCGACUUUGGAAGAGCAAUGCCGUGAACUUCUUUCAGCCAAACAGGAUUUGAUUGACCAGGCUAGGACGACUCUGGUUGGGAACAGAAAUCUAGUGCAGCGGAUGGAGGCGUCGAUGGGAAUUUCCCCCAACACUGAUUCUGAAGAUUCUGCUUUUGCUAACUUCAAUCAGAUCAUUGAUGAGUGGACGGUUCAAGUCAGAUCAAAAACAGGGGAUGAGAAGCACGAUUCAGAUUCUGAGGAUAUUAAUCAAUUACUCUUCUCAGCCAUAGUUUAAAGCAACAGAACAUCUUUCAAGCUCCAACACUUUGGGGCACCAAGCAUUAAUUUCAAGCUCCUGAUGUGAUGUAAUCAUAGCGGAUCAAGUUAAAUAUCGCAGUACUGCCAAAAAGUUUGGAACAUCGUCAAUCUUGUUGAGUAGAUGAUCUGUUCAUAUGUAUAUCUGGUUACAUUGUGGUGUUGCAUUGUAUUGGGAGAAAAACCAAGUUCAUCCUUUUGUUAUAGAUUUAUAUAGCAGAGCAGGUAGAAAUGCAUGUUGGUUACCUUGCUUUGCCACCUUUUGGUUCA